AUGUUGAUCGGCAAAAGGGCCAAAGUAGCAUGUGGUGCCGCCCGCGUUUAUCGUCACAAUGUGUACAUGUUACCUUCUUUGAAUUGCCUCACUUUUACCAAUUCUUCGUCAAUUCUUAGAUCAAGAGCUUCUCUUCCUACUCAACAUCGAGCACUGUUGAGUUCUUUAACCCCUUCAGCUUCAUUUGUCCAAGCUGCCCAACAGAUACUCCAAUUGCGGGGUCAGCCACUCCGCUCAACUUUUUCUUCCCCCACAAGGGUCUCAUCCAUAUCCCCCUUCACCCCGCAAAGCAGUACUACCAGGCCAUUCUCAAGUACUCCAGCGACAAUGACAGCCACCAAGAUUGAUGGCACUGCCAUUGCGAAGAAGAUUCGUGAGAAGAUUCAUGCUGAAAUCGACGAUGCCCAAAAGACAAACCCAAGAUUUAAGCCUUCAUUGAAGAUCAUUCAAGUGGGUGAUCGCUCUGACUCAACUACCUAUGUUCGCAUGAAGUUAAAGGCCGCACAAGAGGCAGCAAUCGAGUGCGAACUUAUUCCAUUCCCUGAGAGCGCAACUGAAGCCGAGGUUCUUGACAAGAUCGAGCAAUUGAACAAUGAUCCAUCCGUUCAUGGUAUUCUUGUUCAAUUGCCGGUCCCAAAGCACAUGUCCGAAUACAGUGUAACUUCCGCUGUAUCUGAUGAGAAGGAUGUAGAUGGUUUUGGAGCAUCGAACAUUGGUGAACUUGCGAAGCGUGGAGGACGUCCUCUUUUCACACCAUGUACGCCAAAAGGUGUUAUGGUCUUGCUCGAAGAGAGUGGAGUUGACCUAAAAGGCAAGAAUGCGGUCGUUCUCGGACGUAGCGAUAUUGUGGGAAGCCCUGCCAGUUACCUCCUCAAGAACGCCGAUGCUACUGUGACAGUAUGCCAUUCCAGAACCCAAAAUCUUGAGCAAUUCCUCAAGAAUGCCGAUGUUGUUGUUGCAGCCAUCGGAAAAGCCAACUUUGUCAAAGGAGAGUGGUUGAAGCCAGGUGCAGUGGUGAUUGAUGUUGGUACCAACUUUGUUCCUGAUGAGACCAAAAAAUCCGGUCAGAGACUUGUUGGUGAUGUCGAUUUUGAAUCCGCUUCCGAGGUUGCAUCUCAAAUCACACCAGUGCCUGGUGGAGUGGGACCAAUGACUAUUGCAAUGCUAUUGCAGAACGUUGUUGAAUCCGCAACAGCUUAUUUCGAGCGUCAAAAGGCUAGAGCUAUCAAGCCUUUGCCAUUGAAGCUUCAGACCCCAGUACCAUCGGACAUUGCUAUCUCGAGAGCUCAACACCCAAAGCAUAUCACACGUGUAGCACAAGAGAUCGGCAUUGCUGGUUACGAACUUGAACCUUAUGGAGCAUACAAAGGCAAAGUCGAUUUGAGCCUUCUCAAACGUCUUGAGCACCGCCGCAACGGUCGUUAUGUCGUUGUCACUGGUAUUACCCCAACACCUCUUGGCGAAGGUAAAUCUACAACCACUAUGGGUCUCACUCAAGCUAUUGCCGGUCAUCUUGAUCGCAUUGCUUUCGCUAAUGUUCGUCAACCAAGUCAAGGACCAACCUUUGGUAUCAAGGGAGGUGCUGCUGGUGGUGGAUACAGUCAGGUCAUUCCUAUGGAUGAAUUCAACCUCCAUUUAACUGGCGAUAUUCACGCAAUCACUGCUGCGAACAACUUGUUAGCUGCUGCUAUUGAGACCAGAAUGUUUCACGAGAAUACCCAGAAGGACGGACCGCUUUACAAGCGUCUCGUUCCAGCAAAGAAGGGCAAGCGUGAAUUCCAACCUAUUAUGUUCCGUAGACUGAAGAAGCUUGGUAUCACUAAAACAAACCCCGACGAGCUUACCGAGGACGAGAUUCAUCGUUUCGCAAGAUUAGAUAUUGAUCCUUCGACAAUCACGUGGAGACGUGUUCUUGAUGUUAAUGAUCGUCAUCUGAGAGGUAUUACCGUUGGUACUGCUGGUACCGAGAAGGGACAGACUAGAGAAACUGGAUUUGAUAUCUCUGUCGCUAGUGAGUGUAUGGCUAUUCUUGCCCUCAGUAACGACUUGAACGACAUGAGAGAAAGACUCGGACGCAUGGUUAUUGGAUCAUCCAGAAAUGGGGAUCCUGUUACUUGUGAUGAUCUUGGUGCAGGUGGUGCUUUGACAGCAUUGAUGAAGGAUGCUAUUAAGCCCAACUUGAUGCAAACAUUGGAAGGAACACCCGUUUUCGUCCAUGCCGGGCCAUUCGCAAACAUUAGUAUCGGUGCUAGCUCAGUCCUUGCCGAUAAGCUUGCUCUUAAGCUCGCUGGUACUGAGCCUGAUGAGAAUCACAACGAGAAGGCCGGUUUUGUUAUCACUGAAGCAGGUUUCGAUUUCACCAUGGGAGGAGAACGUUUCUUCAACAUUAAGUGUAGAUCAUCUGGACUCAUUCCAGAUGUUGUCGUUGUUGUUGCAACUGUUCGAGCACUCAAGGUUCACGGUGGUGGCCCACCAAUCGCCCCAGGUGCCGCACUCCACCAAAUCUACAGAGAGGAGAAUGUUGAAAUUCUUCGCAAAGGUUGUGUCAACCUCAAGAAGCACAUCUCGAAUGCCAGAUCCUACGGUGUACCGGUCAUUGUCGCUAUCAACAAGUUUGAGACUGACACUGACGCCGAGAUUGAGGUCAUCCGAGAGGAGGCUAUUGCUGCUGGUGCCGAAGAUGCCAUUCCAGCUAAUCACUGGGCCGAAGGUGGUAAGGGAGCUGUUGACCUCGCCAAGGGUGUCAUCGCUGCAAGUGAAAAGGAGAAGAACUUCAAACUUCUUUACAGCCUUGACGGAGAUGUACAGACCCGCAUUGAAGCCAUUGGUAAAGAGAUGUAUGGAGCUGACAAGGUCGAGUUCAGUGAGAUCGCUCAGAAGAAGGUCGAUACAUACACUAAGCAAGGUUUCGGAAACCUGCCCAUCUGUAUUGCAAAGACUCAGUAUUCUUUGUCGCACGACCCAGAUCUUAAGGGUGCGCCAACUGGAUUCACUGUCCCAAUUAGGGAUGUGAGAUUGGCUGCUGGAGCUGGUUAUCUGUAUGCACUUGCAGCAGAUAUUCAAACCAUUCCUGGUCUUCCUACCGCACCAGGAUAUCUCAAUGUCGAUGUCGACACUGAAACUGGAGAGAUUGAUGGUCUCUUUUAAGAACAUUUUCUCUCAUUUUUGGUUUUGCAUUUCGAUUAGCGUUUCAACAAGUUAGUUAAUAUGAGGGCGGUAAAAACACAUUCAACGUGUCAGGGUUGCAUUUUCAACAAAAGGCGUUUAUAGAUAUACAACUGGCUGGAAAAAAGCUAUAUAGUAUGUAGAGAUAUCCUUCAUGAUUAACUCAUGAUACAAAUGAAGUUUACGAUGUUUGAAAUUUGCAAUGCUAUCUUUCCUGUU
Botrytis porri is the source of this 3384-nucleotide messenger RNA. RefSeq lists its product as uncharacterized. Gene Ontology annotation, molecular function: ATP binding; methenyltetrahydrofolate cyclohydrolase activity; methylenetetrahydrofolate dehydrogenase (NADP+) activity. The transcript is spliced from 5 exons. Gene Ontology annotation, cellular component: cytosol. Gene Ontology annotation, biological process: tetrahydrofolate interconversion. The coding region runs from base 1 to 3147 and encodes 1048 amino acids. The record is from RefSeq and is a predicted model, not a curated record. NCBI's taxonomy places the organism in Eukaryota, Fungi, Ascomycota, Leotiomycetes, Helotiales, Sclerotiniaceae.